ACCCGGAACUGUGUCGAUAAAGUUUUUUCAAAAGUCUUCUCCGCAGCAGCAAUGGCGGCUCCCAUGUCCUGGAGGAGGCUGGUGCACUCCAUGUACACACCGGCCAUCGCCGGGGUUUUUACCCGAAUAUCUGACCGACUCUUCCGUGCACGGGAUAGAAGAGGAGGCUCCUCGGUGUUCCUGUUAGCUCCCCUCCUGGCCGAAGCCGACCCAGCCCCCCGCCACGUUUCCAGGCCCACCGGGUCAGCAGGAGCUCAGGGCACAGAUGGCCUCUGCUCCCACUUCAGAUGGAUGGCAGAGCACGUGCCCGCCUUCAGGGUGCCGGGCACCCACAUCCACGUCCUCACCUCGCCUGACCAGUUCUACCAGACCAUGAAGGCUCGCAUCAAGACGGCGAAGAGACGAGUGGUGAUGGCCUCGUUGUAUCUGGGAACAGGCCAGCUGGAGCAGGAGCUGGUGGACUGUAUGGAGGAAGCCUUACUGCGCUCACAGGAGAACAGUCAUGAUCCGGACCUGAAAGUCUCCGUGCUGCUGGACUACACGCGCGGCUCACGAGGUCAGAUAAACUCGAGAACGAUGCUGCUGCCGCUGCUGCAGCGCUUCACCUCUCAGAUGCGAGUCUCUCUGUAUCACACUCCGGACCUGAGGGGGCUGCUGCGGCUGCUCGUCCCUCAGCGCUUCAACGAGACCAUCGGGGUGCAGCACAUCAAAGUCUACCUGUUCGAUGACAGCAUCAUCAUCAGCGGGGCGAACCUGAGCGACUCGUACUUCACCAACAGACAGGACCGAUACGUGCUGCUGGAGAACUGCGGGGAGGUCGCCGACUUCUUCUCGGACCUGGUGGAGGCCGUCGGUGACGUUUCCCUGCAGCUCCAGCCCGACGACUCGGUCACCAUGCUGGAGGGGAUGGUGCAUCCGUACAAAGGCAACAGGCAGGACUUCUCGGUGGCGGCGAGACAGCGGAUCAUGGAGGUGAUGACCACGGCCCAGGUGAGGCAGCGGCUCCUGAACAGCUCGGGGGACUCCGACCACGAGGGGGCGGGCGAGGGGGAGGAGGACACCUGGGUGUUUCCCCUGGUCCAGAUGAAACCGCUGGGCAUCCAGGUGGACGAGCAGGUCACACAGCGGCUGCUGACGGACGCGGGGCCGGACUCCACUGUGUUUCUAACAUCGGGCUACUUCAACCUGACCCGGGCGUACAUGGGGCUGGUGCUCGGGGCCGGAGCCAGCUACCGCAUCCUCACCGCCUCCCCCGAGGUCAACGGCUUCUUCGGAGCCAAGGGCGUCGCCGGCGCGAUCCCCGCGGCGUACAUCCACAUCGCCAGACAGUUUUACAACCAGGUGUGCCGGCUGGGCCAGCAGGAGAGGAUACACCUGCACGAGUACCACAGGUCACAGUGGACCUUCCACGCUAAAGGUCUGUGGUAUUACCUCCAGGGGCAGGGCCGGCCGUGCCUCACGCUAAUCGGCUCGCCCAAUUUUGGCUACCGCUCGGUUCACCGUGACCUGGAGGCCCAAAUCGCCAUAGUAACGGAGAACGAGGAGCUGCAGAGCCAACUGCAGGAGGAGCAGGAGACGUUGUACCGGCGCUCCUCGGAGGUCUCCGACUCCACGUUUGAGCAGCCGGACCGCCACGUCAAGCUGUGGGUCAAACUGGUCACGCCGCUCAUCAAGAACUUCUUCUAAGAUGCCACCAGGGGGUGCGUGGCUUCAGUUUUUCUCAGUCCUGAUCUUCGGGGCUCUUUUAUGGAGGUCGCUUCUCUCCUCCAGAACGGGACAGUCGGACAUGCUUCGGUGUGAACGGCAUGCUGGGAGACUUUUGGACUUCAUCUCGGGUUUACGCUCAUCGGUGUGUCGCAGGAAGUCGGACACACACGGGGGAGCCACUUGUGGUGCAUUCAGGGGUUAAUCCCCUUCUUUAUGUAAACUCAAGAUCUUUUGGUUUACAACUAAUGUUACCCUGUUAGUUUAUUAACAGUGAACGCAAUCACACUUUGGGAUUCUGUUUUUUUUUUAAGUAUUACUAACAAAGAAACUUCUAUACAUCUCUCCAGAUCCAUGUUGCAUGUUUCAGAAAAGAGAAAAGAGACUUCAUCAGUGGAAGUCCCUGAAGUGCACACGGGUAAAACCUCGAGGAGCCUUAAUGACCGUUUAAGAGCGAGUUUACAGGAACAGGAAUCAAAGCUAAAUGUACAGUGUCUAUGUGUUAUUACCUUUGUAAAUUAAAGGACAAUUAUGUGAGUUUUUAAAAAUGA
Messenger RNA from Labrus mixtus (cuckoo wrasse), 2255 nucleotides. RefSeq names its product CDP-diacylglycerol--glycerol-3-phosphate 3-phosphatidyltransferase, mitochondrial. Gene Ontology annotation, biological process: cardiolipin biosynthetic process. The record is from RefSeq and is a predicted model, not a curated record. NCBI's taxonomy places the organism in Eukaryota, Metazoa, Chordata, Actinopteri, Labriformes, Labridae. The transcript is spliced from 11 exons. The coding region runs from base 52 to 1686 and encodes 544 amino acids. Gene Ontology annotation, cellular component: mitochondrion. Gene Ontology annotation, molecular function: CDP-diacylglycerol-glycerol-3-phosphate 3-phosphatidyltransferase activity.